Helobdella robusta is the source of this 1371-nucleotide messenger RNA. RefSeq lists its product as hypothetical. The record is from RefSeq and is a predicted model, not a curated record. NCBI's taxonomy places the organism in Eukaryota, Metazoa, Annelida, Clitellata, Rhynchobdellida, Glossiphoniidae. The coding region runs from base 1 to 1371 and encodes 456 amino acids. The transcript has 3 exons.
AUGGUUCCUGAGAAACUGCGUAUUCCUAGUUAUGACAUUGAAGAAAACAGCAAAGAACCUGUGAAAUUAGUAAUGGAAGAUGAUGUUUUAAACAAUGACGUUGGUAUUGGAAGCUAUGAAGACAAUUAUGAGUUACGAAAUAGCAACAUAAUUUAUGAUAACGAUGAUGAUAUAGAUAAUUUUGAAAGAGGCGAUUUCAGUCAAUACGUUUUUGAUGAUUGCGAAAAUGGCAAUUAUGAUUAUUUUGUUUCGUCAGGAAAUGACUUUGCAUCUCAAGAAGCUACUAGCCGUUUAAAACCGUAUAACCACAGUAACGAAAAUUCCACUAAUAAAAAACAAAAACUGAAUGCUGAAAAUAUGUCUAAAAAUGACGAUCACAUUGAAAAGCGUUCAGUGUCGAGAUCUCUUGAAACCCUAGUUAGGCAUUUUAAAAUAUUUUUCCCAAUGUCGAAGAAAAGAUCUGCCGAUACUCAGUGUAAUGGUUUGAAUAUUUCUUCCCAUAAUAACCUUCGUUGUUUUAGUUUUUCUGAUUCGAAAAUUGGGAAAGAAUUUGAAAACUUUAGUAUGGGACAACGAACAAACUUGCUGCCUGACAUCAACGAGCUUCAUCAUAAAAGUAAUUCAAAUAACAUCCACCCACCUUCCAAUAAUGUCCAAAUAGAUGAUGUUUGUAACAAAAUAAGUGAUAACUUUGAAGGCAAUGCCCAUGAAUCAUUAAUAGAACCAACAAAUAAUUCAGAAAAUUUAAGUGAUAGUUUAUUAAAAACACAUUCACUCCACAACAAAACUGAUCUUGAAAUGGACAAAAAUUGUACGUAUUCAGGUAAAACGGACGUUAUUGAGAAUAUUUCGCAUUCCAGCAACUGUAAUGAUGAAAACUUUGAAGAAAAUGGCUUGUAUGAAGAUAUUUCAAAUAACAUCGGUAAUGAUUUUAAAGGUCGACAAUGUUCAGAAUCAAACAAUUACCUGAUGCCGGAUAUCCCGAAAACCCAUCUUGAAACUCAACAUGCUACGGAAAACGGUAUUGACCAAAAAAAUAAUACUAUAGAUGGAAUGUACAAUAGUGAAAAUGAUUUUUUAAUUUGUAACAAUGACGUAACUGCUAGUAGCAUAAGUAGUACCACCGACGAGUUUUUCGACGAAGUAACUACAAGCGGCAUGGUUUCAAAUAUAUCAAUGGAAAAUGAAAAAAUUGAAAAUAGUAUAAAUAACAAAAAAAAUAAAUCCAAAGAUUUGUCAUUUUCUAUCGCGUGUUCUUCAGCAAAUGAGUUUACAGGAUCUUUAUUCCCCGAGGGAUCAUUCGAAACAUUCAAUCCAGAAACCAAGAAAAAUCAUGGCAAGUCAAUGACAAUGGUUUUGAUAGCUCUGUGA